UCGCUCUCACUCUCCAGGCCUUCCUCGCUCCCCUGGCCGCAGUCCGUGCGCGCAGGCGGUGGCGAGCGGUCUUGGACGCAGCAUGCAGGCGCGCUACUCGGUGUCCGACCCCAACGCCCUGGGAGUGGUGCCCUACUUGAGCGAGCAGAAUUACUACCGGGCAGCGGGCAGCUACGGCGGCAUGGCCAGCCCCAUGGGCGUCUACUCAGGCCACCCGGAGCAAUACGGCGCGGGCAUGGGCCGCUCGUACGCGCCCUACCACCACCACCAGCCCGCGGCGCCCAAGGACCUGGUAAAGCCGCCCUACAGCUACAUAGCUCUCAUAACCAUGGCGAUCCAGAAUGCGCCAGAGAAGAAGAUCACCCUGAACGGCAUCUACCAGUUCAUCAUGGACCGUUUCCCCUUCUACAGAGAGAAUAAGCAGGGCUGGCAGAACAGUAUCCGCCACAACCUUUCGCUCAAUGAGUGCUUCGUCAAGGUGCCUCGCGACGACAAGAAACCUGGCAAGGGCAGCUACUGGACGCUGGACCCYGACUCCUACAAUAUGUUCGAGAACGGCAGUUUCCUGAGGCGCCGGCGGCGCUUCAAAAAGAAGGACGUGCCCAAGGAGAAGGAGGAGCGGGCCCACCUCAAGGAGCCGCCCCCGGCAUCGUCCAAGGGCGCCCCGGCUGGGCCCCCCCUAGCGGACGCCCCCAAGGAGGCCGAGAAGAAAGUGGUGAUCAAGAGCGAGGCUGCAUCGCCGGCGCUGCCGGUCAUCACCAAGGUGGAGACGCUGAGCCCCGAGAGCGCGCUGCAGGGCAGCCCGCGCAGCGCGGCCUCCACCCCAGCGGGCUCUCCGGACCGCUCGCUGCCAGAGCAUCACGCAUCGGCGCCCAACGGGCUGCCCGGCUUUAGCGUGGAGAACAUCGUGACGCUGCGAACGUCGCCGCCGGGCGGCGAACUGAGCCCCGCGGCCGGGCGCGCUGGCCUGCUGGUGCCCCCGCUGGCGCUGCCCUACGCUGCCGCGCCGCCUGCAGCCUACGGUCAGCCGUGCGCUCAGGGUCUGGAGGCGGGGGGCGCGGGGGGCUACCAGUGCAGCAUGCGCGCCAUGAGCCUAUACACCGGGGCCGAGCGGCCGGCGCACAUGUGCGUCCCGCCCGCCCUGGACGAGACCCUCUCGGACCACCCGAGUGGCCCCGCAUCACCGCUGAGCGCCCUCAACCUCGCUGCCGGCCAGGAGGGCGCGCUCGCUGCCGCGGGCCACCACCACCAGCAUCACGGCCACCACCACCCACCGGCRCCGCAGCCCCCGCCCGUUCCUCAGCCCCAGCCCGCGCCGCAGCCCGGGUCGGCCGCGGCCCCGGCGGCUUCCUGGUAUCUCAACCACAGCGGGGACCUAAACCACCUCUCUGGCCACACGUUCGCGGCCCAGCAGCAGACUUUCCCCAACGUCCGGGAGAUGUUCAACUCUCACCGGCUGGGAAUCGAAAACUCGACCCUCGCGGAGUCCCAGGUGAGCAAUGCGAGCUGUCAGCUGCCCUACAGAGCCACGCCGUCCCUCUACCGCCACGCGACCCCCUAUUCCUACGACUGCACAAAAUACUGAAGCGCCCCAGCCCUUCCCUGCUCUGGGCCUCGCCUCCAGACGCGACCCUGUCCGACUGCGAAGGCUGCAGACAGUGACGCACAAAGAAACAAACCAUGCCCACCGACUCUUUCUCAGACCCGGGAACCGAGAGCUCGUGCGCCCGCCUCCAGCCGUCUGCGAAGCGUCCAUGAAGCGUGCAGGUAACUUUAGUCCGCGGCCCCGUUUCUGAGAUCCCAGG
Molecule: messenger RNA, 1805 nt
Organism: Urocitellus parryii (Arctic ground squirrel)
Lineage: Eukaryota; Metazoa; Chordata; Mammalia; Rodentia; Sciuridae
Gene: Foxc2
Product: forkhead box C2
Biological process (GO): anatomical structure morphogenesis; cell differentiation; regulation of transcription by RNA polymerase II
Molecular function (GO): DNA-binding transcription factor activity, RNA polymerase II-specific; RNA polymerase II cis-regulatory region sequence-specific DNA binding
Source: RefSeq, a predicted model, not a curated record